This is a messenger RNA of Macrobrachium nipponense, 3390 nucleotides long. RefSeq lists its product as uncharacterized. Lineage: Eukaryota; Metazoa; Arthropoda; Malacostraca; Decapoda; Palaemonidae. The coding region runs from base 120 to 2006 and encodes 628 amino acids. The transcript is spliced from 3 exons. The record is from RefSeq and is a predicted model, not a curated record.
ACCCAGGAUUCACUACCAGGGGAGUUCCUGGUUCCUUCCGCGGCAGAGUGCGCGCGCCACUUCUGCCCUUGGAUUACUUACUACCGCGUUCUUACUCUCUGCAUCGCGUUAUUCCAGGCAUGAAGAAACUGAUGGAAUGGCUGUGGAUAGCUGUGGUCUGGGCGACACUACUGUGGCCUGCAUUAGAUGCAGCCCCACAAGAGGCGGUAUCUUAUGAGAAAAAUGGUGUAGCUGACUUAGAGAUCCAGUCAAAAAAGAUAAGUCUCGAUCCAGAACCUGAUUACGAGGUUCACGUCCAUCCUUACCCAGAGGACCUGUUGACAACUUACAAAAACCCUUUCGAAAAUGUGACGAAGUCGGACGUUCUGAAAUAUGCGGAUGGUCUGUUUCACUUCGUCAAAGUUGUCGAUCAAGACAAAAUCUACGCUACGGAUGUGCUGGAUGACUCGUGGAAAGGGUGGCUUGGAUAUUUUAAGAAGUUUUUCCCCUUGAAGAACUUAUUCACAUUCAAAGAAGCAAACGAAAUUGAAAAUCCCAUUGAAGAUGCGCCGGUUUCAAUUUGGGACCAGCUUCUAUUCCAGCUUCUUAGGCGUCUUUUCGUCACUCAAGCACAGGAUGGAGGGGGUGGUGGAACUGUCGAUUGUGAACAACAAACAGAAUCACCUACACUCGAACCCCAGUACACGUCGAUUAAGUUCGAUCCCAUUGGGCAAUUUGCGAAUGGAAUAUUACACGCUCUAAAGUAUUAUACGGGUUACGAAAGCAUCUAUGACUGGUUUAAUAUAAUCGGGGAAGAAUUUCAGAACUAUACUGCCUUUACAGAGGAAAUCACAGACAAGAAUCAAGUUGCUCAAAAUAUAGUAGAUGCUGCCUUACAGUCUGGAGGCAUAGUGGCUUUCCCUCUUCCUGAUGUUGUGCUGAACAUCGCUAGAUAUGAUCCAAUUGCCCUAGGCAUCAACGCUCUUGUUUUCGUCGGCUUCCAUCUAUUCUUCUGGGGAGUCUUCGUACCCGUAUCAGCUUAUGGCAGUUUCUUUGCCGAUGAAAAUAACCCUGAAGAUGUGACAACAACAAUAAGCCCACCUGAAAUGGAAGAAGAAAAUGGAGAGGAAGAGGAAGGAGGCGGAGAAGGGGAGCAAGAGGCUGGAGAAGAGGAUAUGGCAGGUGAUGAAGGGGAUGGAGCAGAGGAAAUGGCAGGCGAUGAAGGGGAUGACCAAUCUGCUAAUGGCAUGGAACUUGCAGAUGACUUACAGCCACCUCCUAUGGAACCUGCAGACGAUAUGCAGCCACCCAGUAUGGAACUUGAAGACGAUAUGCAGCGACCCAGUAUGGAACUUGCAGACGAUAUGCAGCGACCCAGUAUGGAACUUGAAGACGAUAUGCAGCGACCCAGUAUGGAACUUGAAGACGGUAUGCAGCGACCCAGUAUAGAACUUGCAGAUGACCUACUACCACCCCCAAUGGAACCUGCCGAUAGCUUACAGCAAGCUAACACAGGACAGCAGGGUCAACAAGAUAACUUUGGGCAACAGGGUCAACAGAAUGAGUUUAGGCAACAGGGUCAACCAGCUAACAAUGUGCAGCAGGGUCAAGAGGUCAACUUCGGGCAACAACAAGGUCAGCAAACUAACCUUGGACAGCAGGGUCAACAAGCUAACUUUGGGCAGCAAGGUCAACCAUUUAAUUUUGGGCAACAAGAUCAACAAGGAAACUUAGGGCAGCAGGGUCAACAAUUUAAUUUUGGGCAGCAAGACCAACAAGGUAUCUUUGGGCAGCAGGUUCAACAAACUAGCUUUGGGCAACAGAGUCAACUGCCUUCAGAUCUUCCGAACGUCGGACAAGGAGAUGAAAACAACAGAAGAGAAGACCCAUACAGGUAUCACCAUUACUACAACAAUGAUUACAGCAACUAUUACCAUAGAAAUUAUCGAAACAGAUAUCAAAUCGUUCCUAGACCGUAUGCCUAUUAUCAUGGAAAUUAUAAUAAUAGGCGUGGGAGUUUGUAUUGAUCACAUAUUAUUACCAGUGCUAUAAUAAAGACGUGACAGUGUUCCUAGACCUCAGUACAAACGGAAUAGAAAAGAAUCGCAGUCCAUUGAUGACUAGUACAGUCAUUAGGUUGGUGGUCCUCACGUGAAUGACACUCCUCAGAACAUAAACACUUAACUAUAAUGAAGCUCUGAGGUGAUAGUAAUGUUAUUUCAUGAAUAUUGAGCCAAAGACAUGCCUAGAAAUCAGUAAAUACAUGGUGCUUAUGUGUAUGAGCAGCGUGAACAUAUACCUCACUGCAAACACUCUAUUCUGAUUUUGUAAUAUAAAACCAGUGAAACUACUAUGGAGGUAUGCAGCAUUUCAGCCACAAUAAGUUUAUAAUGAGAAGCAGGCAACAGAUUUAUGUUUUUCAUUGUAGGCCUGAGAUUUUCCAUGGAUUUGUAGUUCUGUUAUACCUAACAAUGGAGUUUCUCUCUCCAUUAUUCUUGUGUUACGUUAAAUUUUCUCUCUGGCUCAUCGUUUGAUAAGUUGUAAUAGUAUGUCAUGGUAGAUUCACAUUAACCGUGCAUUUGGUGUUUAGGUCAGUCCCUUACGACGCUCCUGAUUGGCUGUUUUAUGAUAAGCCAAUGACGGCUGGAAACUGUCUCCCGAGAGAGCUUACAUGGGUAGGAUCUAUCUUCCACCUCUCCUGAGGGAUACGUCUUUCAAAAGCAUCCCUCAGGAGAGGUGGAACAUAGAUCCCACCCAUGUAAACUCUCGAGAGAGACUGAGAGUUUCUCAGCCAGUGGCUCAGCCUUGUGAUUGGCUUAUCAACAGUUAAACAGGAGCGUCGUAAGGGACUGGCCUAGAUAUUAGAUGCACGGUUAAUGUGAGCCUACUAUAGUACUUAGCUAAUUCUCUGGUAAUGAGCACAACUGUUUUUUCCAUGUAGCUUGACACAAUUUCUGUCGAACGCGAAACAUUUCAUAUUCAUUCAUCACUCAUCCGUUAUUUAUUACCAUUUGCUUAGCAUUCAUUUCUUACGCUUUAUACCCAUCUGUUAUAAAUCACUUGCACUUAAUAAGCUACUUUUAAAUUAUGCAGUGAUAACCCUUUUUUUAACUGAUGGUUUGUUAUUAUGCAUGGUUAAUAACAAUGGAAAUAUUCAAUGGUGCAUUUAUUUUGAGAACUGUGAUAAUUAUCGUGUGUGCUACUUUGUCUUGCACAAUUAUCGCGCUGUAGAAUACAAAACAUGACAAGUACUGAAGUCGUGUGGAAAUAGAUAAUGUUCAGGAGAGGGUGCAGUAGGCAAUAAAAACAACGUUUUUUCAGAAGAAGGUCAGGGAUAACUUUUUAUGAUUUCGCUACAGAUUGAUUGUACAUCUUUCCUUUGUUGUGGUUUUGUACGACAGAUAGUCAGAA